CAUGCUUUAAUCUUUAAAGCUUGUAUUUAUCACAACAAAAAAAUUAUUCUGGACUUCUGCUAUGCCAACAAAAUUCCCACAUUUAAACAUGAGUACAUGAAGUACAUACUGCUAAAAGAAAAAUGUUUCAUUUUUUUUUUUUACAGACACUUGCUUUGACCGUGCGCUUCAGAUGCGGCCCAAGAUCUACUUGAAGACUUGUUUCUAUUCAAAUUCCAUUUUGAGGAACAAUGAACAUCACUGGUAUUGCACUGAAUUGCAUUAUUCCUGGACUACCCAGAACGCCCCUGCUUCCAUUUCACAAUAUGCGAACCUUCAGUAUGAAGCACUCUUUGAUGUUAAAUUCAGGAUUAAAGUUAAUGAGCUGGCUGAAAGAUAAGUACAGGCUCUUAAGUUUAGUCCUCAGACAGCGAGACAGAGUACAGAAUGAAACCAUGAGCAAGUUCAAAAGCGAGUGCACCCCAAUUCAGUUCAGUUUCCCAUGUUCCUGCCCCCUCCCCCUUUGGCUAUCUCUCUUUCUGCUCUUCUCGCUACUGGUGGUUGGAAAAACACAGCCUGUUGCCUAGCAACUAGCCUUUGGAAAUUCCAAAAGAGCCCAUGGGGAGCACAGACCAUUCUUCUUGGCGUGCAUGCGGCCAAGGUGCGUCGAAAAAUCCACAAGACUGCUUCCUCUGGCCAGGUUGUGCAGCUCUAUGACGGUGCGUAAAGGUAAAAAACUUACCAUCUCCAUCCAGGAACACAUGGCCAUAGACGUCUGCCCGGGCCCGAUCCGACCAAUCAGACAGAUCUCCGCCUACUUUCCCCGUCUCUCCCCGACCGGUGACUCUAUCUCUCCACACCCUGCUGCCUCUCCAGUGGCCCUCAGCCCUGGGCUUGGGGCUUCUGGAGCAGGGGGCAGCAGCACACUCCUCUCUCCACUGCAAGCCGGGGCCAGGGGAGGUGGUGGAACAUUGUCAUUGUCCAGUAGUGUGGACACAUCAGUGGACAUCAACAGUUCUGACAGUGAUGACUGCACUGCUCUCGGGACAUUAGAGUUCGAAUUGCGGUAUGAGAAAGCCACCAGCUCCCUUCACUGCACAAUCCUUAGAGCCAAGGGUUUGAAGCCUAUGGAUUUCAACGGCCUGUCAGAUCCAUAUGUUAAGAUUCAUCUCCUGCCUGGAGCGAGUAAGGCUAACAAGUUGAAAACCAAAACUGUACGGAACUCUCUAAAUCCGGUCUGGAAUGAGACGCUAACCUACAUUGGAAUUACGGAAGAAGACAUGCACAGAAAGACUCUGAGGUUAUCAGUGUGCGAUGAGGACAAGCUGACUCACAAUGAAUUUAUUGGUGAGUCGCGGGUGGCUCUGAGACGUGUGAAACCAGACCAGACUAAACGCUUCUACACCUGCCUAGAGCAUCCACCACCUCUUCCCUCUCCGACAGCAAUGGGAGCAGCCUUGCGAGGGAUCUCCUGUUAUCUCAGAGAGUGGGAGUAUGAGCAGUUGCACAGCCUGGAGGAAAGAGGCCGUCUGUUACUGUCGCUCCAGUUCGUGCCUCCGUCUGUAGAGGGAGAUAAAGAGACCCGACGAGGAGGUCUGUGCGUCGGUGUUCAGAGAUGUGCUCACCUCGCUGCCAUGGAUGUCAAUGGCUUCUCUGAUCCCUAUGUCAAAACAUAUCUAAAGCCGGAUGUUCAAAAGAAAUCGAAACAUAAAACGGCUGUGAUUAAAAAGACCCUUAACCCAGAAUUUAAUGAGGAGUUCUUUUAUGAGAUCUCUCUGACUGAACUGGUCAGUAAGACGCUGGAGGUGACUGUAUGGGACUAUGACCUGGGUCGAUCCAAUGACUUUAUAGGUGGAGUGUGUCUGAGCUGUCACUCACAAGGAGAUGCUCUACGCCAUUGGAUGGACUGUCUGAGGAAUAAGGGGCAGAGGGUGGAGCGAUGGCACGUUCUGACCAAUGAACUCCCUCAAAGCUCCUGCCAAGAGUGAGGAUCUUACAGGGGAUGUCAGUGCUAACUUACUGCUGCAUGGCGUUAAAGACGAACCCUCAGAGUGCGUUCGAGCACUUCCAACUUUGUGCACUAUAUGCUGUAUGAGCUCAUCAUAUAUACAUUGUCAAUGCAUGAUCGAUAUUCAUGACAGGCACAAAUACUGUAUUACUUGAACACACCUUGCUUGUUACCAGAAGACAUUGAGGGAUGGACUGUCAGUCAGUUGCCUUUUGAUUCUAUGUUACUUGCUGGACCUUACCUGUCAGUCCCUUCUUAUCACUGCUGCACGUUUUAUAUACAUUUUGUAACAAUGAAGACGAAUUUGAAUCCUUUCCAAAUCCCAUGUAGCAUAUCCUUCUUAUUGACCAAGAGAGACAUGCACUACAUUAAAAGCCUGUAGAGAAACAAGCAAGGUGCUUGCAGUAAAGUCAACAUCACACUUUACCCAGGAAGCUUAUAAAGGGUCAAGUUGCUUACUAAUGUCUGUGAACAAUGAAUGUAACAAUUGGACAUCAGGACUGUUACUCAUAAAUCAUCACAGAAGCGAUAAGAACUGGAGAGAGUGGAAUCCAGUCCUAAAUUAGCCUUCCUUCUUUCAGAACCCUUGUAAAUACUGGCACUCUUAUACAAACACCACUAUCCAUCUGUUUUGUAGCAUGAGGAAAUGUUUACAGCAUUAUAAAGCAUGCCACAACAAUGUUUUUCCAGGGCUGUAAUUCCUGUCAUUUUGAAGUUCCCAUUUGCUAAUGUUAUUUAUAUGUUUUCUUUUCAGAAACGCUCUGAUAUUCGAACUAAUUAAUUUCUUAAAAGUUUUGGAUUGAUUUAAAUUGUUCUGGUCUGCAUGCCCGAUGGUGUGUGUGUGUGUGUAUGUGUGUAUGUGUGUGUGUGUGUGUGUGUGUGUGUGUGUGUGUGUGUGUGAGUGAGUUUAUAUCACUAUGUUAUUUGACUAUUUAUUGAGUGUUGUACUUUGGAAAAUUUGU
This is a messenger RNA of Silurus meridionalis, 2949 nucleotides long. RefSeq names its product double C2-like domains, alpha (gene doc2a). The transcript is spliced from 11 exons. NCBI's taxonomy places the organism in Eukaryota, Metazoa, Chordata, Actinopteri, Siluriformes, Siluridae. The record is from RefSeq and is a predicted model, not a curated record. The coding region runs from base 630 to 1967 and encodes 445 amino acids.